Meloidogyne enterolobii is the source of this 561-nucleotide messenger RNA. Lineage: Eukaryota; Metazoa; Nematoda; Chromadorea; Rhabditida; Meloidogynidae. The record is from the annotation of a GenBank genome assembly.
AUGACAUCAAUUCUGUCAACGGUUGUUCGAAUGUCUUUGAUUAUGGCUUUCGCCAUUUUUGGGAAUCUUUUUUUAAUUUUUGUGAUUCACAAGGGAAACAAAAUUUCGAGGUCCAAGAUUUCACCCGUUCAACUUCUAAUUCUUCACACUUGCUUUGCCGAUCUUUUAUUUGCUCUGCUUUCACUAGGCUCAGAAAUUGGCAUUCUUUUGACUUUUCCUCAUUUUUAUGCUUCUGAUUUGGUUUGCCGUUUAGUUCGAUAUCUUCAAGUACUUCCACUUUAUGCUAGCCCUUUUUUAAUGGUUGCUAUUAGUAUUGACAGAUAUCAGGCAAUUUGUCGUCCAUUAGUUCAUUAUACCAGCGAUCGUUUUCGACGCCCCAAUUAUUUUGGGUUGACAGCUUGGCUUUUUGCUUCGAUUUGCUCUGUUCCCCAACUCUUUAUCUGGCAAAAGAUGUCAAUUGGAAAAAUAAGUAACAACACUACAACGAGCAUUGUUGAAUGGAAUUUUGCUGAAAAUGAUAGGAAAGAACAAUGCCGGUCAAUUUAUGGUAUUUUUAUUUAA